ACCCGAUGGAGCGGUGGUCCGUCCUCCGCCGGAGCGUCGAGGGGCCUGAUCCAUGUCCGCGCCCCGGCCAACAGCGCUGAUUCCUGGGUACCUCCGCCUCCGCCGCCCCUGACCCCGGGCCUCCCCGCUCCCUCUUCCGCCUCCUCCGUACAAUGUCCGUCAGCAUGAUCGGGAAACUCAAGCAGAACCUCCUCGUCGCCUGCCUGGUCAUCAGCUCCGUCACCGUCUUCUACCUGGGACGUCACGCCAUGGAGUGCCACCACAGGAUCGAGGAACGCGGCCAGAGCGGCGUCGCCAUCCCGCUGUCCGCCGUCGGGGGCAGCAUGCGGACCACGUUGCGGACGGGCCAGAACCUCAGCACGCCGUUCCUCUACAGCAAGGACAUGCCCCUGGUGUUCAUCGGAGGAGUGCCGAGGAGCGGGACGACGCUGAUGCGCGCCAUGCUGGACGCGCACCCCGAGAUCCGCUGCGGGGAAGAGACCAGAGUCAUCCCGCGGAUUUUGGCGAUGAAGCAGAUGUGGAGCCGGUCGGGGAGGGAGAAAAUGCGACUGGACGAGGCGGGCGUGACGGACGAGGUUCUGGACGCCGCCAUGCAAGCGUUUUUGCUGGAGAUAAUCGUCAAACACGGAGAACCGGCGAACUUCCUGUGCAACAAGGACCCGUUCGCGCUGAAGUCGCUGUCGUAUUUAGCCAAAAUUUUUCCAAAGGCGAAGUUCGUGCUCAUGAUCCGCGACGGGAGGGCGUCCGUGCAUUCCAUGAUCUCCCGGAAAGUGACGAUCGCGGGGUUCGACUUGGGGAGUUACCGGGACUGUCUGACCAAAUGGAAUCGCGCCAUAGAGACGAUGUACACGCAGUGUCUGGACGUGUCCGACAAGUGUCUGCCGGUGCAUUACGAGCAGCUCGUCCUGCACCCGGAGAAGUGGAUGAGGACUUUGCUCAAGUUCCUGGAGAUUCCCUGGAACGACGCGGUUCUGCAUCACGAGGAGCUCAUCGGGAAGGCCGGCGGCGUGUCCCUGUCCAAAGUGGAGCGGUCGACGGAUCAGGUGAUCAAACCGGUGAACGUGGAGGCUCUGUCCAAGUGGGUGGGGAAGAUCCCGCCGGACGUGGUGAGGGACAUGCCCGCCAUCGCCCCCAUGCUGUCACGCCUGGGAUACGACCCGCACGCCAACCCGCCCAACUACGGACGCCCCGACGCCAAAGUCCUCGACAACACCAGGAGGGUUUUUAAAGGUGAAUUUCAGCUCCCAGAUUUCCUAAGAGAACAGUCACAGAUGCAGAGAUCCGCAGAGAGACCCAACCCCAGUUAGGACCCGAGCCGCGACGUCACAGAGACAUCACCGCCAACAGGACGUCUGGACGCGAUCACAUGACCUCCUCCUCCUCCUCCUGUUCGUCACUGCAUCACAUGACCCGACUCGACCAAUCACGAGGCUGAACUCUGAAUGUCCCACAGUGUCAUGUUUCCAUGGUGGCGUUUUUUUUUGUUUUUUUUUUUGGACGGACACGAACUCUUAAUGUGGAAGUGUAUUUAUGAACGAGCGACGGCGUUUUCAGUUUCUUUUCUGUUUAGUUUUUUUUCAUGCCUUUGUUUCGUGCUGUGUCAUGGUACGAGUCACGUGGAGUUUGGACCGUGAUAAACCAACGCUUUUAUAAAAACUGUGUCUGUGUCCUUAUUUUCACUCACAUGUUCAAACACUUUAAGGAACUGGAUGUAAGAUUUAGAUGUUUACUGAUGUGGCUGAAGUGUCUUGCCCAAGGACACAACAAGUACAGGUCCAACCUGAAAAACCAGGAAAACAGACACAAGACUCGACUCAACUUAAAGAUUUUUAUUGAAAUUGUUCAGUUCCUUUAGUAGCAGUAGCAGGUCG
Molecule: messenger RNA, 1871 nt
Organism: Boleophthalmus pectinirostris (great blue-spotted mudskipper)
Lineage: Eukaryota; Metazoa; Chordata; Actinopteri; Gobiiformes; Gobiidae
Gene: tpst1
Product: tyrosylprotein sulfotransferase 1
Exons: 5
Coding region: 153-1307 (384 amino acids)
Biological process (GO): peptidyl-tyrosine sulfation
Cellular component (GO): Golgi apparatus
Molecular function (GO): protein-tyrosine sulfotransferase activity
Source: RefSeq, a predicted model, not a curated record